UUUAAUUAUUCAUCAAAUAAAGAAAAAAAAGUACAAUAUGAACAAAGUAAAGAUGGUGUAUCUGAUUUCAGUUGUAGUUCCCAAACAUCACAUACAGAUCCUCUAUGUUCUUUUAUUGAAAAAUAUCGUUAUGAAUAUUUAAUAUGUCAAUAUCAUCUUCUUCAAUAUCAUUUAUCUCGUCAUCAAUCAAUUGAAUCAAUAAAUACAUUAAUUAAUUUACAAUAUCAUAUAUAUCCAAUAAUAUUUUCUCUUCCAUGUACAAUUAUUCUUAUUGAAUAUUUUUAUUGUCAAAUGAAUUAUAAACAAUGUUUAAUAUUAAUUAAUAAAUUAAUAACAUUUUGGUGGUCAUAUUUAACACCACGUGAAAAACUUGAAUUAGGAAAAUUAAAAAGUAUAUCAUUAAUUAUUGAAUUAAAACAAAGUUCAUUAGAAUCAGCUAUUUUAUCCGGGUAUUUUGCUAAACGUAUAUUAACUGGUUAUCAUGAAAAUAUAUUUCUUAUUGAAACAUGUAUUCAUUUAACAUUAGCAUUAAUUGGUGAAAUGCGUUUAUCAAAUAUCGAAUUAAUUUUACAACAUUUAGAAUAUUUAAGUGAACAAACAAUGAAUUGUUAUGCAAAAUUAUGGUAUUAUAUAUUAAUUAUUGAUGUUGCUAUUGAACUUGGUUAUGAAUUUAUGCCAAUAACAAUUGAUUUUCUUGAAAAUAUAACAAAAUAUCGUAAAAAACUUCUUACUGGACCCAAUCAACAAAGUUUAUUAAUUGUUUAUAGUGAUUGUACAUUAGCACAAAUAUAUAUACGUUUAGGACAAUUAAAUAUGUCAAAAAUACAUUUUCAACAAGCUUUACAUCAAAUAAAAUAUGAUCAAAUGCAUUUAUCAAAUGUUGAUUUUCGUUUUAAACGUGCAUUAUUAAAAUUAAUUGAAACACAAUUAUUAUAUUGGUAUCAUACAAAAGAAUAUCAAGAAAAUAUAACAAAAGAAUAUUUUCUAUUAAAUAUGAUUGAAAAUAAUGUUAAUGAAAAUUUAAUACCAUGGAAUAAAACAAGAUAUUUAAUUUAUCAAGCUUAUUAUGAUAGACUUAUUAAUGAUUAUAGAAGAAUACAAAAAUAUUCUAUCGAUAAUGAUUUCAAUUGGGAAUUAAAUUUAGAAGAAGCUGAAAUAAAUGCUGUCAAACUUGAUAUUCUAUGGAUAAAACGAUUGCGAACUGCUUGGUCACAUUCUCUUUCGGAACAAAUAUCAUUACAAAUCGAUGAAGCUCUAUCAAUUCAACGUCCACGUACAUCAAUAAUAAUGCAUAAACCAAUAAAUCGAUAUUCUCUUCGACCAUCAAUUCCUCAUAUAAAAGUAUCAUUAAAAAUUGAGAAAAAUUCUGAUGAACAAUCAACAAAAUCAGUUCACAAUUAUUCUCAUCAGAAAUUUGUUGAUUCACGUUUAUCAGUAACAAAAAUUACUUUAUUACCACAAUUCCAACUCUAUAUUCUUCCGGUGAGAGUGUGAAAAUAGAUCUGUUAAUUAGUUUACUUUCGUUUUUUUCUUCUUUUUCUUCCAUGUAUACAAUAAAAAAGAAAACAAUGUUAAUUAUAUUCAGUUUGCAAGUAAUGAAAACAUUUUCUUAACUUUCUUUUUUUUUGUUGCUUGAUAGUAUAUCGGUUUCGAUUGAUCUCAAUCAUUUUAUUGCCGAUGGGAUAAAAGUGUAAACAACAACUCGUUCACAUUCACAUACAUUACAAUAAGAAACAACGCUUUUUUUUCACAUACACACACACAUAGAACGAAUAAUCACUGUAUACCUAAUGAGUCAAUCAAAUGAACAUCAAGAAAAACUAUAUGUGAUAAUGACACAUAUAAUUAUAAGAAUUUUGUUUUAGUGUGAACUUCCCACAUAUCACCGGGAUGAACAUCUUUACUGACUAAAUUUUAAUAAAUAUAAGACAAUAUUCAUAUGACCAAGAUAAAUAGCGAGAUGUAUUGGAAGCCAACCAUCAUCAUUCAUUCUUAAAAGAU
This is a messenger RNA of Adineta steineri, 2001 nucleotides long. NCBI's taxonomy places the organism in Eukaryota, Metazoa, Rotifera, Eurotatoria, Adinetida, Adinetidae. The record is from the annotation of a GenBank genome assembly.